AUGGCCCUGGUAUCGGGCCCAGGCAGGGCUGGAGGUGCCUCGCUGGACCAGGAAUUACACAUCUUGAAACACGUCGCUUACAUCAAGAACCUGGACACUAGGAAAGAGGAGCUGGAAUAUUGGCUGACCGAACAUCUGCGACUAAAUGGUGUCUAUUGGGGUUUGACAGCCUUACAUCUCCUCGGUCACCCUGAUGCUUUAUCCCGAGAUGAAACCAUUGAUUUUGUUCUCUCAUGUCAAAAAGACAACGGAGGAUUCGGUGCUGCCCCCGACCAUGACCCUCACAUGCUGUACACUGUCUCUGCAGUCCAGAUCCUGGUCAUGAUUGAUGCAGUGGAUGAGCUAGAGAAAAGAGGCCGAGGGGGCAAGCAGAAAGUCGCCUCUUUCAUUGCGAGCCUACAGAAUCGCGAGGAUGGCUCUUUCAUGGGAGACCAGUGGGGAGAGACUGAUACUCGAUUCCUCUACGGUGCUUUCAAUGCUCUGUCACUCCUGGGUCUCAUGGAUCUUAUUGAUGUCACCAAGGCGGUCGCUUACGUUCAGAGCUGUGAGAACCUGGACGGGGCUUAUGGCCUCUUUCCUGGCGCGGAGUCUCACUCAGGACAAGUGUUCACCUGCAUUGGUGCUCUCUCUAUCGCCGGACGCUUGGAUCUAGUGAAUAAGGACCGCCUGGGUGCCUGGCUGAGCGAACGCCAAAUCGACAAAGGCGGCUUUAAUGGGCGACCUGAAAAACUUCCCGACUCUUGCUAUACCUGGUGGGUCGGAUCAAGUCUAGCUAUGAUUGACCGACUUCACUGGAUUGAUGGAAAGAAGCUUGCUGGAUUUGUUCUUCAAUGUCAGGAUACUGAAGGAGGUGGGUUUGCCGACCGACCUGGAAACAUGGUUGAUGUAUACCAUACCCAUUUUGGUUUGGCAGGCUUGAGUCUCCUUGGCGUUGAAGGCCUGCAGGAAAUUGACCCUGUAUACUGCCUGCCAAAAUCUGUCAUUACUCGAUGCUUGGCAAAUUGA
Penicillium verhagenii is the source of this 1005-nucleotide messenger RNA. RefSeq names its product Rab geranylgeranyltransferase subunit beta BET2. NCBI's taxonomy places the organism in Eukaryota, Fungi, Ascomycota, Eurotiomycetes, Eurotiales, Aspergillaceae. The record is from RefSeq and is a predicted model, not a curated record. Gene Ontology annotation, molecular function: Rab geranylgeranyltransferase activity. The transcript has 5 exons. Gene Ontology annotation, cellular component: Rab-protein geranylgeranyltransferase complex. Gene Ontology annotation, biological process: protein geranylgeranylation. The coding region runs from base 1 to 1005 and encodes 334 amino acids.